CCGCCCCCGGCAGCGGGGCCCGGCGGCGCCGGCGGGCAGCGCGGGGCUGGGGCGCUCGCACAAGAUGGCGGUGGGGCGGCGGGAGAACGUGCUCCCCUCUUAGAUGCGGCCGCGGCGGCCCCUGCUCCCGGCGCCCGGCGGGGCUUACAUGGCGCUGGAGGACCUGCUUUGUCUCUGCUUCUCCGUCGUCCUGGCUGUGCAAGGGAGGCUGUUGGAAGGGGACUCUCUGGAGCUGAGCUGUAGUGCUGGUCCUGCAAAGGUGAUACUGGAGCCCAAUCAAGAUGUGGUUUUGGAUUGUAACCUGGCCCCUGGUGAGCAGGUGACCAAUAUCACGUGGAGGAAGAAUGGGCUGCCGUUAGUGGAGCAGGAACACCUGCAUGUGCUUCCGAACGGAUCGCUCUUCAUCUCAUCCCGGGCUCUGGCAAAGGACAGUAAAUACCCUGAGAGGGCUGAUGCUGAGGGUAAUUACUCCUGUGUGUCUCACAGCUCCCUGGGAGCUGUCACCAGUCAAACGGCUGCCGUCAGACUUUCAACAUUAUCACGCUUUUUCCAGCAGCCGGAGUCCCAGGCAGUGGAAGAGAAUGGCAUGGCCCGCUUCGAGUGUCGCAUCGAAGGGCUGCCCUCCCCUCUCAUCACAUGGGAGAAGGACCAUGAACCUGUUCCAGCAGAACCCAGGUUUGUAACUCUUCCAAAUGGUGUCCUCCAAAUCGUGGACGUGCAGGAGAGCGAUGCUGGCGCUUACCACUGCGUGGCAGCCAACGCCGCCCGGAAGCGCUACAGCAACGAUGCAGUCCUCAGUGUCCUGAAAGGUUCCCAGCCAUCAGGAGGAGAUGUCACCAUCAUCGCAGCUCCGGAGAACACCACGGUGGUGGCUGGGGAGAGCGUGGUGAUGGAGUGCAUGGCAGCUGCUGACCCCACCCCCUUUGUCUCCUGGAUACGGCAGGAUGGAAAGCCUGUUUCCACAGAUGUGAUUGUGCUGGGCCGCACAAACCUGCUCAUUCCUUCCAGCCAGCCCCAUCACUCAGGGGUCUACGUCUGCCGUGCUAACAAACCCCAGACCCGGCAGUUUGUUACGGCUGCCGCUGAGCUCCGGGUCCUUGCUACACCCAGCAUCUCCCAAGCUCCUGAAACCAUCUCCCGCACCCGAGCCAGCACAGCUCGGUUUGUCUGCAAGGCGGAGGGUGAGCCAGCCCCGGCCAUCCACUGGCUGAAGAACGGUGAAGCCAUCCUCUCCAACGGCAGGGUGAAGGUGCAGAGCAGCGGGAGCCUUGUCAUUAACCAGAUCGGCUUGGAGGAUGCUGGCUACUACCAGUGCGUGGCCGAGAACAGCCUGGGCAUGGCUUGUGCCACCGCCAAGCUCUCGGUGAUCGUGAGGGAAGGUUUGCCCAGCGCUCCCAAGAAGGUGUCAGCUGUGUCCCUCUCCAGCACUACUGUCCUUGUGUCCUGGGAGCGACCAGAGUACAACAGCGAGCAGAUCAUCGGCUUCUCGUUACAUUACCAGCGGGCUGUGGGAACAGAUAAUGUGGAAUACCAGUUUGCUGUCAAUAACGACACCACUGAGCUGCAAGUCAAGGACCUGGAGCCCAAUACCAACUAUGUCUUCUAUGUGGUCGCAUAUUCCCAGCUGGGAGCCAGCCGGACGUCCUCUUCCAUCGUUGUUCAGACCCUGGAGGAUGUUCCUAGUGCUGCCCCUCAGCUGUCGCUGUCGAGCAUGACUCCUGGUGACAUCCGUGUGACAUGGCUGCCUCCUCCUCCGGAGCUGAGCAAUGGCAAGAUAACCAAGUACAAGAUUGACUACUGCACCCUCAAGGAAGAUCAGGUUUCCUCCAUCGAGGUGGGUGGAAAUGAGACACAAAUCACACUCUACUCACUCCACCCCAACAAAGUCUACAAAGUUCGCAUCGCCGCCAGCACCAGCGUGGGCUACGGGGCUCCUUCGGAGUGGACCCAGCAUCGCACCCCUGACAGAGACAACCAGACGCAUGUCCCGUUUGCCCCAACAGAAUUAAAGGUGCGAGCGAAGAUGGAGUCUCUCCUGAUAACGUGGCAGCCCCCAGCCAACCAUGCCCAGAUAUCUGGCUACAAGCUCUACUACAGAGAAGUGGACCCAGAGGAGUCCAGUGACGAAAGCCCUCUGGAUGGUGCUGAAGAUGAGAGCUGGGAUGUAGGACCCAUAAAAUUAAAGAAGAAAGUGAAGCAGUACGAGCUGACUCGACUAGCUCCUGGGAAGCUCUAUGAGGUGAAGCUGGUGGCAUUCAAUAAGCAUGAAGAUGGUUAUGCAGCAGUUUGGAAGGGCAAAACAGAAAAGGCACCUGCAACAGCAGUAGAUCCCCCUGUGCAGAAGGGUCCUCCACUGCCUCCAGUCCAAGUCUAUGCAGAGUCCAACAGCUCAACUUCCAUCUGGCUCAGGUGGAAAAAACCUGACUUCACCACAGUCAAAAUUGUCAACUACACCGUGCGCUUCAGCCCCUGGGGCCUGAAAAAUGCCUCUCUCGUUACGUACUACACAAGCUCGGAUGAAGACAUUCUCAUCAGUGGGUUGAAGCCCUACACCAGAUAUGAGUUUGCUGUGCAGUCCAAUGGUGUGGGCAUCGAUGGGCCCUUCGGCAGCGUGGUGGAGCGAUUCACUCUUCCUGACCGUCCCUCAACUCCUCCAUCUGACCUGCGGCUGCACCCGCUCAACCCCUACGCUGUGCAGGUGCACUGGUGCCCUCCUGCUGAGCCCAAUGGCAUCAUUGUGGAGUACCUCAUCCUCUACAAUGCCAACAACACACAGCCUGAUGACAUGUGGACCUUGCUGACACGAGAAGGAAAUAUCUUCAGCACUGAAGUGCAUGGUCUGGAAAGCGAUACCAGAUACUUCUUCAAGAUGGGAGCAAAGACAGUUGUGGGAUCUGGUCCCUAUUCAAAUGUUAAGGAUGUGCACACGCUCCGGGAAAAGCUGUCUGAUGUUCUGGAUAUCCACUCUGUCACAGGGAUCAUCGUGGGAGUCUGCCUGGGGCUGCUCUGCAUCCUCUUCUGCAUGUGUGCCAGCUUCCGCAACAGCAAGCACAGGGAAACCCUGCCGGGCCUGGAUUCCCAGGCAGCUGGCAACCACACUUACUACCACCGGAGCAGGCAAGGGGUGGCAGCUCCAAAUGCCACCUUGGACUCUCAUGAGCUAGAGUCCCUGAUGUCCCCACUCCCAGAGGAUGCACCCAUGCCCCUGGGGGACAUCACAGAACUAACAGAAGUGCACAGCCUCAUCCAUACAAGCCUCCCUGAGGACACCAUCCAUGUGAAGAGGAAGUCUUCAUGGAAUAAAUCAGCCAGCCAGCCCUGGACAAACAGCAUCACUAGAUACGGGGACACGAUCACAAAAGAGCCUCUCUCUGUUGUCAACGGCUCGCUGAAGCUCCCUUCCAGCGCGGGACAGAAGCUUUUGUUGCAGGCUCUGGUUUAUGAUGCUGUCAUGAAUGAAGCAAAGAAAAGCCACCCACCAGCCAACCUCCACCAAGUGGAAGCAGAGGUCAUUGUGCAUUCUGAUUUUUCAGCCUCUGACAGAGACUACGACUCCCAGCUGCACACCCUGGAGAGCGAAGAGACAGAAACUGAGGACCAGGAGCCCGAAGAGCUCCCAUCUGGAGAGCUGGCUCUUUCUGGCUCUCCCAGCACCCAGCAGGACACUGGCCAAGCGUUGGUGGACUGCACAGGCAAUGCUGAGGUUCAGGCCCAGGAGGAGCCGUUAUGUCCCGACAGACAGACUAACACAGCAGAGGCCAUUGGCAUCUGUGGGCUCACCAAUGGCUUCCACAGCCAUGGGGAGAGUCUGAAUUCAAUGGAGAGCGGAGAUUCAGACUCCAUCCAGGAAGGCAUGGGGAACGUGCAACCGCUCAAGUGCCAAUCGCUUUCCCCAGCCCCUGAAGAGGCCCCCCUCUAUAGUAACUCUGGUUUAACCAGUGCAUCCUCAGCAUCUGAGAACGUGGCAUGUGUCCACAGUCAUUGAAGAGCGAACCAGUCUGAUUUUGAUCAUGGGAGAGCUUGAAGCACUAGGAAGGGCAUGUCCCUGCAAGGCUCUGUGUGCCCUUGACUCACUGGGCCCAGCAGCGGCUAAGAAGGUGCAGCAUCUCACUAGAGCAGGAUUUGGACCUCUCAGCUCCAGAUACUGCUUUCAAGAGUCCAGUAGGUAGAUUGGUAAAGACCCAUCAUCUUCCUGCUGAAGCCGAUGAGCAACAAUGCUUGUGGGAGCAGAACUGAGCCAUCUGCCAAAGCCUGAGCUGAAAGCACAGCUAGAACAGACUUCUGCACGAGACUGUGGCUGUCACUUCACUGCGGUCCUCGAGGCGACUGGCAAGACGUCUCGUAAUGCUGGGAAGAGGCAGAGCCCACUGAGCCAUGCUUCUCAGCUGUCUCUUCACCAGGCAGCCCCUUGGCACUACCUGCUGCCUCCCAUCCUUGGGAUGAAUUUUGUCAGAGGAGUCCCACAAGGGGGUGGAAGCCAACACAGACAGACUCGGCGAGCUGUAACCACCAGCCUUUUCUGCCCUCCCGUGGUUAAAAGGAUUAUAAGGCUCUCUUUGUGCGCUGCCGCAGUAACUCUCGCUAGCAGGCCUGAUGUGGUGGCCUUUUAUUACACACUCUACGAGUGCCUCUAACAACCUGUACUAUAUAGAACCUUCUUCGGUGUCUGGGUCAUUUCACCAACCUGGACUUUGUUGUAUGUAGGUUCUUGUACCUAAUAUUUUAGGUACACAUCUGUCCUUUUAAUGUACAACAUGUAUUUUUAUUUCCUUGGAACAUCUUUAUAUUAUUUAAUUUUAUAAAGUGGAGUAGUGUGUGGUAUAGAGUAGCAUUUUUACUACUUCUCUCUCUCUUUGGUUUUUUUUUCCUCCCUAACAACACAACUACCUCAUGUCUGUUGGAGAAAAGAAGCAGUAAACCUACUCUUUUGUUCUAGUCCAUUAUAGGUUUUAACUUAUUCGUAUACUGCCUUUUUCUAAAGAAUAUGUUUGCACUGGUGGUUGACUCUUUUUUAAUGUGCAGUGCUCCAGAGCUGAUGUCUCUCUUGGUGUGUUUUUAAGUGUUGCUGUAGGGCACCUUCCCUGGAGCUGGAGAGUUGGGCUGUAUUCCUCUGUAGGACUGGGUUUUGCAGGAGCUGGCCAACGGAGACUGCUUCAGCUGGCAGGAUGUUGAUCCAUCUUUCCUUUGCCAGCUCAUACUAGCAAAGAGAAGGAAGAACCAAGCGUUGCAAAAGUAAUUUGUUCUCUGGGAGGCAUCUAUUUCUUCUUCUUUUGUGCCCAUGUGGAGAUAUCUCAGAUGAUUUUGAUAUCCAGAGAGCAGCUCUCAGCCUCCUGUAAGCAGUGGAAUUGCUGAAGGCUUUGGAUGAACAUGUGAAAUUCUCCAGUUGCAUCUGAGAGUCCUGGCCAAAGAGCACUUGCUCUGUUGCUCCAGCUGCUGCUUGGUAUCUUGAGGACUCUCAGAAAUGCCUGAGGCACCAUGACUCCAAAGGGCUCUGGUACAGAGACUGGAAAUCAGUACUAGUGCUGGGCAGGAGCUAGCAUGUGUGCACUACCAGAGCAAGUAGCUGGACAAGGCAAGAAAUCAGAGGUGGGCAGAGGGAAUGUGUAAAUAACCUCCAGAACUGACUGCCACCAGACUUUGAAACUGAUGACUCCACAGGGUGAGCAGUAAGCAGUUAGGUGGUGUUGCUGCAGGCAGUAAGGGCAGUUCACAGCUGUAUGGCAGAGGUAACAACCCUCCAGCUGGGGAGUGUCAGCCACUGGCUGCAGAAGGUGAGGGAAGGUCCUGCAGCUAGACCUCAGUUUGCAGCUAAUUUCAUGGAAGAGACCUUGACCUUCCCCAGUGACAGGACAGACUCUGUACAAGCCAUGUUGCCACCACUGAUGUGCAGAAAGGGAGAAGGACCCUUCUCCAGAAAGCUCACUCUAGAGGAACUCCUGGUGACUUCCUUUCACCUCCAAAACCAAGUUAUCCACCUGCAAGCAUGACAUUAUGGUGAAGGACCACUGCUGCUGAGUGGAGGUCAGCACUGGGAGGAGUUUGGCCAGCAAGCAGGUAUGAUCAGGGCACCUGAGUUCUCCUGGCUCUUUGUUGUGACACUGUAUCUGGCACAGGUCAUGUACCAGCCCUCAGCUUUCCCCCCAGGGGCCUAUGGGGAUGGAGGCUUAAUCCUGUGGCUGGCUUAGGAGAGUGCCACAGUUUCUGGGGUGCUCCUUUGUCCGUGCAUGCUCUGCUUUGUCUGCGCUGACUUUAGCAGUCCCCUAGCCAUGGGGUGAGUGUUGCUGAUCUGCCAGUCACCGAAGCCAACACAAGCAGGUACAGUGUGGCACCAUUCCCCUGGAUCACUUUGGGCCAACCACAAAACCACCAAGCUAGUUACAUGCCCCAGGAGCUUUGAGGAGAUGCAGCAGAGUGCAAACAAUUCUGUUUACACAUCACAAAAACACUUUAUCUCCUCAUGGCUGAGGCUCAUUCUGAUCUUGUUACAUCCCAUCAAGGGGUACCAGAGAGUGAAACUGGCAGCAUUUGGAAGUCCCAGUAUGCUGGUAGCCAGGGACUGAUACAACAGAUCUCAGCUACAGAAAUAAGGCAGUUCCCUCAAAGCCAGGAAGGAGAUCACCACUGACUAGCAGCAGCAAAGUUGCUCUGUAUGAACACAUGUCCACACAGAGUGUCCCCUAACUCGGCUGCACCCAGGUCCCUCCUGUCCUGAACACGUGUGGGACCUGGCUGUUCUCAGCUGGAAAUGAGCAGAAGACGGAUGACACGCAUUUCUCGUGUGCCCCUGAAGCAACCAGUGCAUCUGUUUUUUUACCAUGAAUUAAGUUGCUUUCUUGCAGAUUUCUCACAGACACAAAGUGUUGAUACCUUUAAUUGCCCAUCACACUUAAUAUAUGUCCUUAGGCACCAGGCUCCUUUCUGCCUUUCCUUCCUUUCAGUAACACUAAAGAUUAUUGCUGUCCAACUUUUUGCUGGCGUAUCUUGUUUUACAUUGUGCCAGUGCCAGGGUUGUCUCACUGGCAUCGUUUUGUAGUAUUGGCUGCACAACUGUAUAUUCCCCACGCUGCCAGGAGAGUCACAAUCCUCAUCCUUUUCUUUCUUUUUACUUCCUUGCUCCGUGAAGCACAUGGCUCGGAUCAAAACCUCUUUCAGCUUUUUGUUGUUGAUUUCAUUUCGUAUUUAUCGGACGUCCACGUUCUGGUUUAAAUAGCUCAGAGGAGAGGAUUUAUAAUCUAGGUUUUGAGAAGCUUUUGCAUUUCUAGCUGACAGCCCUGAGGUCAGCCCGUGAGACAAGCUGCGUGAGAAAACAACCGUUUCAUCAGAGCACUAACUAUGGGUUUGAUCUCAUUAGAAAUAGAUGUUUUGAGGGGGAUCAUCCUGGCUUUUCUAAUCAAUGCUUCUGUUAGAAAAGAGGUGUUUAGUCCAGCAGAAAUCUACCAUCUAGAUCUGUUCUUGUAUUCCCUUGCUUGUCUUUUACAAUUACAUUUCAUUUUCUACACAGUGCAUAAGGGGUGUGUAACCAGAACUUGAUCUCCUUUGAAGAUUGUGUCUGUGUUUGGUUCCAUGCUGUACUUAAUUAUAACUUUCUUUCUUCAGAGACUGUUCUUACUCCACAAAUACUCUUUAGUGUUAAAGUGUAAGAAGACAUUGUCCUUAUAUUCCUUAACUAAUGAGUUAUUAAUAAAAUAUUUUG
This is a messenger RNA of Dryobates pubescens (Downy woodpecker), 7693 nucleotides long. It is a transcript of the gene IGDCC4, whose product is annotated as immunoglobulin superfamily DCC subclass member 4. Gene Ontology annotation, cellular component: axon; plasma membrane. Gene Ontology annotation, molecular function: protein binding. Bases 104 to 3985 code for a protein of 1293 amino acids. Gene Ontology annotation, biological process: axon guidance; cell-cell adhesion. The record is from RefSeq and is a predicted model, not a curated record. The transcript is spliced from 20 exons. Lineage: Eukaryota; Metazoa; Chordata; Aves; Piciformes; Picidae.